Molecule: messenger RNA, 2334 nt
Organism: Arctia plantaginis
Lineage: Eukaryota; Metazoa; Arthropoda; Insecta; Lepidoptera; Erebidae
Source: the annotation of a GenBank genome assembly
AUGACGGAAAAGAAAAUAGACAGAAUGAAAAGACAUUUUACAAAAAUUCAAGAGACAUUACAAGACCGCGUGGAUGAAUUUCAAGAUCGCAUGCAGAUUAAAUUUGAGCGGUCCAAAAUUUCUAAGUUCAUUUCUCACUUAUCAGAUGAUAGAAGCUCCGUCGAAGAUAAUUCUGAAGCAGGUGAGAAAACGAAGGAAUGGGAUAAUUUAAGCAUUCCAUCAUUUGUAAUUGAUGAGCCGACUGAUUGCCUAGAUCCUAGAGAAAUCUGCAAACACUUUAUAAAAAUUGAACCAGGGAAUGCGAUUGGACUGCAUAAAAGUCGUUCAGUGUGUGAUCUGGUGAAUAACAAUGACACGGAUUUUUACACCUCCAGUGAAUCCUGUUCGUCUUGUUUAUCUUUAGGAAAAGACGAAUUUGGAAGGGAGACUAUUCUUCAACGCCCCAGAGCCGGCAGUCUACCCCCAGGAGCUACAGGAAUUCAUCUGGAGUCUCCUCUGCUCGCGUGUUCUGACCUCAUAGAGAAAAUUGGCAACCGCUUCCCUAAACUAAAAAGUCAAAGCGACAGGAUACAUAGGUAUCUCCUAAAGAACACACGACUAAGCGACGUGAACAAGCGACUGAAGGCGCAGAUAUGGAGUUCGGUGGUCACCAUCGUGCUGGUUGAAGCAAAAAAUCUUCCUGCUAUGGACUUGGAUACCAGGUCCAGCGAUCCUUAUUGUAAGUUUAGGUUAGGCAACGAAAAAUAUAAAAGUAAAGUUGUUUGGAAAUCAUUGCAUCCGUCGUGGUUAGAACAGUUCGACCUGCAUCUCUACGAUGACCAGGAGCAAGUGCUUGAAGUCACUGUGUGGGAUAAGGACAAACAAACCAAAGAUGAUUUUCUAGGAAGAUGUUCCAUAGACUUAUCGCAGUUAGAAAGAGAAAAAACUCACAACAUGUGGAAAGACUUAGAAGAUGGAAACGGACAAAUAUUUCUUUUGCUAACUAUUAGUGGUACGACCCAAUCGGAGACUAUCACUGAUCUGAGCAGUUACAAAGAAAACCCUAGAGAUUUGGAGAUCAUUGAGAGGCGAUAUACGUGGUAUCUCCUCAACGAACAAUCUGCAGGCGUAGGUUGGCUUUGUGUUAAGGUCUAUGGUGCUAAAGGACUUGCAGCAGCAGACUUAGGGGGUAAAUCCGACCCCUUCUGCGUUCUUGAGCUAGGGAAUGCAAGACUUCAGACCCACACCGAGUAUAAAACUUUGACACCGAACUGGAUGAAGAUAUUUACUUUUACAGUAAAGGAUAUCAGUUCGAUAUUAGAAAUUACUGUAUACGAUGAAGACCACGACCACAAAGUAGAAUUCUUAGGGAAGCUGGCAAUACCACUGCUGAGCAUUAGGAAUGGAGAGAAGCGGUGGUACGCGCUGAAGGACAAAAAAAUGAGAGCUCGGGCGAAAGGGAAUUAUCCACAGAUACUUUUGGAAAUGCUGGUCAUUUGGAAUCCCUUAAAAGCAGCGAUAAGAGUAGUAAAUCCAAAAGAGCCUAAGUACAUGCACCAAGAAGCGAAGUUCAAGAGACAAUUGUUCAUUAGAAAUGUGAUGAGGCUAAAGGCUAUCAUUAUGUGGUUUAUCGAAGUCGGCAAGAUUUUACAAGAUUGUUUCGAAUGGGAGUCCAGAAUAAGAUCGUUUAUGGGUCUCCUGGUUUGGCUCGCAUUCUGCUAUUAUUAUGAAAUGUGGAUGCUUCCAUUCCUGAUACUCAUGUUCUUCAUGAGAAACUGGCUUAUCUAUCGGCUGACUGUCGAGUUCAGGCUAUUCGUCAGAUAUUUCUCUGGCGGUCGGUUGUCUUUCUUAUCCUCGCUAGUAGAUAAUGCGCCCAUUGAGCCCAUUGGGAAUAUUUUACUAGUGCCAGUAGAUGAUGACGAUUUGUUGGCUGAAGAAGACGAUGAAGAUGAGGCUGACAAGGAGGAGAAAAAGUCACUAAAAGAGAGAUUGCAAGCGAUACAAGAGGUGACACAGACUGUGCAGAACGCGAUAGGUUACGUCGCCUCUCUAGGAGAAGCAGUCAAAAACCUGACUAACUUCACAGUGCCAUAUCUAAGUUAUUUAGCGAUUAUAAUGUUAUUUGGAGCAAUGUUAGUUCUAUACGUAAUACCACUAAGAUACCUGCUGAUGGCUUGGGGUAUUAACAAAUUUACAAGAAAAAUCCUCCGGCCCCAUACAAUACCAAAUAAUGAAGUUUUAGAUCUACUAUCUAGGGUGCCAGAUGACGAGACGUUGUUGGACUGCAGAGAAUUAAAACCACAUCCGCAGAAUGACCACCGUCGAGACGCACGAAAGAAGCACAAAGCAUCGUAA